UCAAUUUCAAGGAGCGCGGCUUUUCCAUAGAGUCCGAUCCCCAUCUGUACAUAAAUAUGUGAGUUAGCAGCUUGGUUUGGAGAGCUACCGCUAACUUGUGGAACACAAAAAAAAUACGGAACCGAUCUUAUUGCAGCAUGUGAUAUCUUUAGAGCUUUCUUGGCAAAGGAAUCUCUAUACCACCAUCAGAAUCAUGUGGCCCAGACUUCUUGACAUGGAGGAGAAGGAGUGUAGGAGUGUAUUGCGGAGGCUUGAACUAGAGGCCUACUCAUCGGUCAUAAGUGCCUUCAGAGCCCAGGGAGAUCUCACCCCAGAGAAGAAAAGUCUGCUGAGAAGUGUUGCUUCGACCCUGAGUAUAUCAACUGAGAGACACAAAGCUGAAGUUAGGAGGGCUGUGAACGAUGAGAAACUAACCACAAUAGCUGAGAGGGUUGGAGGAGAGAACAACUCCUUGGAGUGGUCGGUAGAGGGCAGGAGACUUGUUCCUCUGAUGCCAAGAUUCAUCCCUCAGACGGCUUACACAAUGACAGCCAAUCAAAUGGCUAAUAUGGCACAUGCCCACAAUGCAACACUCCCCGAUCCAGAGGAAACGGCCAGAAAAGAUGGAGACGAGUCCAGAACAUCAUCAGACGGCUCUGGUGAGAGUAACUAUAUCGUGCUUCCCCCUGGGACCAUCUUGCCAAAAUCUUCACUUGAUCUGCAGCAGCUAGACGAGCAAGCCAAACAGCGCCACCUAUCAUCCUCCUCAGCCUGCUCCUUCACCAGUAGCCCAGCCUCAUUUCUCAGCGCCCUGACCUCAGGCAAGCUCUCCUCUCAGAGCUCAUCGUCGUCGGAGGGCAGGUCAAAGGGCAGGUCGACGAGCGGCAGCAGUACAGCGCCCUCUACCAUGAAGAUCACCUUCACAAAAGUGGGAAGUGGUACCACGCCUACUACCAGCCAAGCUGCACAGAAGGUGGGGUUUUUCUCCUUCACUCUUAGAAGGAACCGGUGUUCCUAA
This is a messenger RNA of Strongylocentrotus purpuratus (purple sea urchin), 997 nucleotides long. Its product is annotated as BRCA2-interacting transcriptional repressor EMSY-like. Gene Ontology annotation, biological process: regulation of DNA-templated transcription. Gene Ontology annotation, cellular component: nucleoplasm. The transcript has 6 exons. NCBI's taxonomy places the organism in Eukaryota, Metazoa, Echinodermata, Echinoidea, Camarodonta, Strongylocentrotidae. The coding region runs from base 194 to 997 and encodes 267 amino acids. The record is from RefSeq and is a predicted model, not a curated record.